Messenger RNA from Lachancea meyersii CBS 8951, 483 nucleotides. NCBI's taxonomy places the organism in Eukaryota, Fungi, Ascomycota, Saccharomycetes, Saccharomycetales, Saccharomycetaceae. The record is from the annotation of a GenBank genome assembly.
AUGGCCAGGAAGGCCCAUAAAGAUGAAGGAAAACUAGCUCAAAAGUGGGGGAAAGGUCCUCAAAUUAACGAGAACGGCGUCCUGCUAGUGCAGCCUCCAAAAUCAGUUCCCAACAAAGACCACAUGCAACGACUCAACUACCUUUUCCAGGCAUCUACAUACCACACAAUUGUCGACCAAGACGAUAAGAGCCACGCGCUGUCGCGCAUGUACAUGCGCAAUCUGGACUUGAUUCAAAAGAAAACAAAGAGCGCGUUGACUCCGGGCAUGAAGAGGCAGAUCUGCAAACGGUGUCAUAGAGUUUUGGUGCCCAUGAGGACACUGGAGCAGUCCGUUGUGAACGAAAGCAAGAACAACGUUCGGCAGAGCCAGGUCUUGGUUUUGACGUGCAAGUGUGGAUCGAAGAAGCGGUUUCCCUAUGGCCAGGACACCAAGUACAAGACUCACGUGGAGAGAGACAACCUCAUCUUUCUACAGAGAUAG